This is a messenger RNA of Setaria italica (foxtail millet), 1323 nucleotides long. RefSeq names its product rho GTPase-activating protein 2-like. Lineage: Eukaryota; Viridiplantae; Streptophyta; Magnoliopsida; Poales; Poaceae. Gene Ontology annotation, molecular function: GTPase activator activity. Bases 613 to 1128 code for a protein of 171 amino acids. The record is from RefSeq and is a predicted model, not a curated record. The transcript is spliced from 2 exons.
UUCCUGUGUGCGUGAAGCAUAUUUCAAAGGUCAAAAUCUUGAGAGAUCGGUGGUGCACAGCUCCUGUGCGCGUGAGGCUAUAAAGCCGGAUGUAAUCGUUGUGUUCUGUGUUCCAAGCCUUUGAGGUGAAUAGAACAGCUAAGAUACAGGCCGUGCGGGCGGCCGCGGGGUUCGUCGCCAAAAAUUACAUCUACUGUUCAUCGUCUUCUACCUUUGUUCGGCGAGAGAGAGAGCGAUCCUCGGGCUAGAGUUCCAACAGAUAGACCGGAUCGAGACGACGAACGAAUUAAAGAUCUUGUAUUAGAAGAGAAGGCACCGCAUGAUGUACUGUAGUAUACUCCUAUGUUGGCGUAGUGGUGCCGCCCACGUCGCUGCAACUGUCUCUCUCACCGUGUAUGAUGCAGCAGCAGAGAAGCAUGGAUCCCCACCAACAACUUACCUAGCUUCCUGCUGCGACUCGGUCUCCAUCAAGUCUCAACCAACUGCUUGCUCCCAUCGAUCGGUCUCUUUCGUGCGUCGUGGUGGACUCGCGCGCUAUCGACGCAGGGCGGCGGCGUUGACGACGACGAGGGGGGCCUCGCCGCCGGCGAGCAGAACCAACAGCAGCAGGCGAUGGAGAUCGGGUGGCCAACGGACGUCCGUCACGUAGCGCACGUGACGUUCGACCGAUUACACGGGUUCCGCGGCGUGCCGGAGGAGCUGCAGCGCGAGGUGGAGGGGCGACCGCCGAGCGCGAGCACGACGGUGCUCGGCGUGUCGACGGAGUCGAUGCAGUGCUCCUACGACGGCAGGGGGAACAGCGUCCUCACCAUCCUCCUCCACCUGCAGCGCCGCCUCUACGACCAGAGGGCGGCCUCGCCGCGGAGGGCAUCUUCAGGAUCACCGCCGACGGAGCCCAGGAGCAGCGCGCGAGGGACCAGCUCAACAACUCCGGCGUCGUUCCGGACGGCGUCGACGUGCAUUGCCUGGCAGGGCUGGUUAAGGUCAAAAUUUUGUGGAACUUCCAUUCUCGGGAGCACUGAUCCGGAGGAGUAUAUUUUGUGGGAGGAGCAAAUGGAGGAAUUGUUAUCAUUAGAGAAGAUUUCCAAAAGGUUUAGAAGUAAAGCGAGCUACUAUGGAGUUUCAUGACUAUAUUUGUAGUUGGUGGCAGCAUCUCUUUGUUAGAAACAUCUCUUUGUUAGAAAUUUUGUUACAUCUUGGGAAAAAUUAAAGAUGCGUAUGCGAUCUGAGUUUGUUCCACCAUAUUUUGAGAAAAAGCUAUUGUAUCAUUUGGAGAACAUUAAGCAAGGGAGCAAAUCUGUCCAAAGCUACUAUUUUGAGCUA